Molecule: messenger RNA, 1470 nt
Organism: Myripristis murdjan (pinecone soldierfish)
Lineage: Eukaryota; Metazoa; Chordata; Actinopteri; Holocentriformes; Holocentridae
Gene: hrh3
Product: histamine receptor H3
Exons: 3
Coding region: 1-1470 (489 amino acids)
Biological process (GO): adenylate cyclase-inhibiting G protein-coupled acetylcholine receptor signaling pathway; G protein-coupled receptor signaling pathway, coupled to cyclic nucleotide second messenger; chemical synaptic transmission
Cellular component (GO): synapse; dendrite; plasma membrane
Molecular function (GO): G protein-coupled serotonin receptor activity; histamine receptor activity; G protein-coupled acetylcholine receptor activity
Source: RefSeq, a predicted model, not a curated record
AUGCGCUCCGGGUGCUUAUCGCUGUCUGUGGGGUUUCUGUUGUGGACCCCGGCGUCCAGCAGCAACCGCUCAGAGCAGCUCUUCACUGGGAACUGGUCGGAGCUGGUCGGUGUGAACAGCAGCUCCGGGACAGAGCCGCGGACGGAGCCACCGCGCGCGCCUCACCGUCCAUUUUCUCCGUACACCAUGGUGCUCCUCGCGCUGCUCAUGACCCUGCUCGUUGCCGCCACCGUGCUGGGCAACGCGCUCGUCAUCCUGUGUUUCCUGGUGGAGAAAAGACUCAGGAACAGAGGAAACUUUUUCUUUCUAAAUUUGGCCAUAGCGGACUUUCUCGUCGCGGGAUUUUGCAUCCCAGUGUACAUACCAUAUGUCUUAACUGGAGAGUGGAGGAUGGGCAGAGGGCUGUGUAAACUGUGGCUGGUGGUGGACUACACACUCUGCACAGCAUCUGUCUUCAACAUCGUCCUCAUCAGCUUCGACCGCUUCAUGUCCGUCACCAAAGCUCUCAGCUACCAGUGCCAGAAAGGCAUAUCUCGUGGAGCUGUGCUAAAGAUGCUCAGUGUCUGGCUGGCGGCCUUCCUUCUCUACGGACCGGCCAUCAUCAGCUGGGAAUAUGCCACCGGCCACAGCGUGGUGCCCGAUCAUCAGUGCCAUGCCGAGUUUUACUUCAACUGGUACUUCCUCAUGACCGCCUCUAUGUUUGAGUUCUUCACGCCUUUCAUCACCGUCACCUAUUUCAAUGUCAGCAUCUACUUGAACAUCCGCAGAAGGAACCUGAUGAGAGGCGAUGACAGGAUUGGCAAUGAGGGAGGGACGCCACCAGCUGGAAGAAGGGUAUCAGAGAUGGAGGAGCUGAGUGGAGGAGCAGAGGGAAGAGGCGCAGGAGGAGUCCAGCAGCAGGUCUUCUUUGUCCGCACUGUUGCAGCUGAGGGCCGCAGAGUGAGGAUUGCUGAGGCCUCCGUCAGCAGACCAGGCAGUUCCCGCAUUCCCGCUGCUUGUAACGCGACAAAGGUGGUGAACAGCAGGGAACGUGGGAGUCCUGCGGGGUCCGAAGAGCUCCCACCGCUCCAAGUGGGAGAAACGGUGGAAAACUUCCAGAAUGUUCCUGCCGCUAAACUUUAUCCCACUGAACACCAUCAACCUCCAAGGGGUGGACACCGCCGACGCUUAGACAGCCGGCUCCGCCUGUCCAGGGAUAAGAAGGUGGCCAAGUCCCUGGCAGUGAUUGUGUGUGUGUUUGGUCUUUGCUGGGCGCCAUACACCCUGCUGAUGAUCAUCCGGGCAGCCUGCCAUUCAAGGUGCAUUCAGCACUACCUGUAUGAGAUCUCCUUCUGGUUGCUAUGGCUCAACUCCUCUAUCAACCCGGUACUCUAUCCACUGUGCCAUACCAGCUUCAGACGAGCCUUCAGUAAAGUGCUCUGCCCCAUCAAGGCCAAGAUACAGCCACAGUAUACGGAACACAAUUUCUAG